Molecule: messenger RNA, 843 nt
Organism: Drosophila grimshawi
Lineage: Eukaryota; Metazoa; Arthropoda; Insecta; Diptera; Drosophilidae
Exons: 3
Coding region: 57-773 (238 amino acids)
Source: RefSeq, a predicted model, not a curated record
UGUCAAUGUUUGAAAACAAAUCAUUUCGAUAUCCACGUGCGUGAUUAGUUGUUAACAUGCAGGUAUUAAUUAGAGGCUUCCUAAAUGGCAGUCUUGGCUGGGUUAAAGUUCCUUCACCCAACUCUGCAGCGACUCCAGCAAUGGCAAAGAAGAAACUGUCGGAAUCGGAUAAGCCUGACCUGGACAUGGACAAAUGUUUCAAGACCCUAAGAACAGAGCUUAGUAAUCAGAAUGCAGAGUCCAAAUUGGAUUUGUUUACCGAAUGGGACACGCUAGUCGAGGAUGUGCUGGUGAAGGACAUCUCAAAACACUAUCCAAUGCAUAGAUUCAUAACCGAGGACAAGAUUAACCACAAGAGACGCAGUGAAUCGAGGCUGAGCAUCAGCAAGCCUUCCUACCUGAAGCAUGCCCUCAUUAUGCAUGGAUUGGGAACUGAUUUCUCAUAUCCCGUUUCUCAGCUGCAGAAUAUUGAGAGAGUUACGAGCACUGCACAUGCGUUAAGCAGCGUGGGCAGCAGCCAACGGAAUGUGUGCAUGGUUGUUCAGGAAUUUGCGAAUAUGGCUGACCAGGAUCUCAUUCAGUUGCAGCAAGAACCGGGAGAUGAUCAGCCCGAAGAUUGGAUCAAAAGUGAAAGUGAAGACUCUGAAGAUGAAGCUGAACCAGAAUAUAAACCAAAACGUAAGCGAAGUCAAAGGAAGGAGAAUGUCAAGACACGCCCAGCUGAACGGAUAGAUUCACCACCAGAUCCACCUUUACCCGGUCACAGCUUAUAAAUUGUAUAAAGAAUUGUUAAUUUCUACAUCGAUUAAAAUUAGCAGUCAUUAAAAUUGGAAAGCUUACUAU